Molecule: messenger RNA, 2777 nt
Organism: Trichomycterus rosablanca
Lineage: Eukaryota; Metazoa; Chordata; Actinopteri; Siluriformes; Trichomycteridae
Gene: pmpca
Product: peptidase, mitochondrial processing subunit alpha
Exons: 13
Coding region: 104-1651 (515 amino acids)
Cellular component (GO): mitochondrion
Molecular function (GO): metal ion binding; metalloendopeptidase activity
Source: RefSeq, a predicted model, not a curated record
UCUGUAGGCAGUAGGGAGUGAGGGGUCAUUUGGAACGUGACACAAUUCAUGCUGUAACCUUUGCAUUACUUCCGGUGAGCCUUCAUGGUCACUGAAAAUCAGCAUGGCGUCUAACGUAUCGAGGCUCAGGUGUUGGGGGCGAGUACAGAGGUUCGCUGCAUGUAGACAAUACAGCAGUUCCAGUGGCUAUCCUAAUGUUUCUCUGUCCACACCGAUACCCGGCAUUCCCAAGCCUGUAUAUGCUUCAGUUGAUGGACAUGAAAAAAACGAAACGAAAAUCACCACCUUAGAGAAUGGGCUUAAAGUGGCUUCACAGAAUAAGUUUGGUCAGUUCUGUACAGUUGGAAUUUUGGUAAAUUCAGGUUCACGCUAUGAAGCCAAGUAUCCUAGUGGAAUUUCACACUUUUUGGAAAAGCUUGCAUUUUCAUCUACAUCUCAGUACGGAAGUAAAGAUGAAAUCCUGCUGUCAUUGGAAAAACAUGGUGGAAUCUGUGACUGCCAGACAUCCAGGGAUACAACAAUGUAUGCAGUCUCUGCUGAAGUGAAAGGUCUGGACACUGUGGUUAACCUGUUGGCAGAUGCUGUUUUACAGCCGCGAUUAUUAGAUGAAGAGCUUGAGAUGACCCGGAUGACUGUGAGGUUUGAGUUGGAGGAUUUGAAUAUGAGACCUGAUCCUGAGCCUUUAUUGACAGAAAUGAUCCAUGCUGCAGCAUAUCGAGGCAACACAGUCGGCCUACCUCGAUACUGCCCUGUGGAGAACGUGGAGAAGAUUGAUAGGAACUUGCUCCAUACAUACAUGCGCAGCUACUACAGCCCAGAGCGCAUGGUGCUGGCAGGGGUGGGAAUCGAGCACGAGCAGUUAGUGGAGUGUGCCAGGAAGUACCUGCUGAACACAAAACCCGUGUGGGGCACAAGCACACCGGCCAAUGUGGAUCGGUCUGUGGCGCAGUACACAGGAGGCAUCAUUAAGAUGGAGAAGGACAUGUCUGAUGUAAGCCUCGGACCCACACCCAUCCCAGAACUCGCUCACAUUAUGAUUGGCCUGGAGAGCUGCUCUUUCCUUGAGGAUGAUUUUAUUCCUUUUGCUGUUCUCAACAUGAUGAUGGGAGGUGGAGGGUCCUUCUCAGCUGGUGGUCCUGGAAAAGGCAUGUUUACUCGACUCUAUCUGAACGUUUUAAACAGACAUCACUGGAUGUACAAUGCUACCUCUUACCACCACAGCUAUGAGGACAGUGGCCUGCUUUGCAUUCAUGCCAGUGCAGACCCAAGACAGGUGCGGGAAAUGGUAGAGAUUAUCACACGAGAGUUCAUCCAAAUGGCUGGAACAGCAGGAGAGAUGGAACUGGAAAGAGCAAAGACCCAGCUGAAGUCUAUGCUAAUGAUGAAUUUAGAAGCCAGACCCGUAAUCUUCGAGGAUGUCGGUCGGCAGGUUCUAGCCACGGGCAAAAGGAAGCUGCCUCAUGAACUGUGUGCACUCAUCAGUAAGGUUACAGCCAGUGAUAUCAAACGAGUUAGCACAAGGAUGCUUCGCAGCAAGCCAGCUGUAGCAGCAUUGGGAGAUCUGACCGAGCUGCCUUCCUACGAGCACAUCCAGGCUGCUCUGUCCAGCAAAGACGGUCGUCUGCCUCGAAUGUACCGCCUCUUCCGGUAGAACAUCGUUACAUGUCACUAGUAGACAGUUUUGCACACCAAGGACUACACAAACUAUAAUGGUAUUUUAAAUGUGCAUUGUGUGAACGUGCACCGAAAUUGACUGUUGUACUGAGCUAAAUGUGGUAACUUUAAAGAUGCAGAUUGAUUGACUGGUCAAGGUGUUACAUUUUGCCUCCCAAGGAUUUGUUGGCCACUAUUUUGUGUGGUUUUAUUAUUAAUCCCAUGUAGUGGCAGUGAAUAGUUUUGUAAUAUCACGACAAGGCAUUGCAAAAUGUUAGUUGAGUGCUAAAGAAAGUAUGAUUAGUGCUGAGUAGUUGCAAAUUAAUUACUUAGAUGUUUGAACAUGGAAAGCACUUGUUAAAGGCGAAUGAUGCUAUAUAAAUAAAACAUUAUUAUUAUUAAUGAAUUUCUUGUUUACUUAAUAAGUGGUAACACAGUGUUUUGUUAAAAGCCAAACUGUGCAUAAACUCCCUGAACAAAAGAAUAGCAACUUAUUGUUUAAAGCCAACAGAUAAGAAUUGGACGAUUGCAACUUAACGACACUAAACCUAUAAACCAGCAAAAUCACUAAUAAAUAAUGUCUAAAUAGACACAGAAAACUGACUGCAUAUGCAGUAAGAGACUAAGCCAGUUACAUUUUCUUUCUGAGCAUUUUACCUACAUCGUUUUUAUACUGUUAAAGGCCUGAUUAAAAGAAGAUCUCCAUUUUACCGCAUCGCGGUACGUUCUUUCAUUUUUAAUAGCACCCCUGUAGACAUUGGCUUCUCUAGUAUUAAGCUGAGAAUCACUUCGUUAUGAUACAACUUUGACUCAAGACAGUGCUGUAAUAUUUAAAGAUGACGUCAUAUAAACUCACAGCAUGGAGCUGGUUUAACAUAAGCUCAAUAUUGUUAUAAGAAGGUGAGCUAUACAUAUAUAACUCAACCCUAUGAGAGGUAAAUUGGUUUUAGCUCGCUAUUGAAAUGAACUGUGAGACUAUUCUCAGCGAGUUUAGGACACAGCAUCUUGGAUUAAUGCUGAUUAGUGUUGUACAAAAAAAGGGGAGUUGCAAGUCAAAUGUGCUACUAUUUUCUGUUAAUUUGUUUGGAGGCUUGUUUAUUAUUAAACUUAAUUCUUCACUGUUA